UAAAGCAGUAUAGCAGCGUUCGUGACUUAGUGUCUCGUUGGUAAACUUAUUCAAAUGGAUUUAUAAAACUACCUAUUCGAAACUAGAUCUAAAUGAAAAAAUUCAGAUUUAUUUCAGACUUAUUUCUUUUAUGCAUAUAUGUGCGGACUGCAGUGUUGAGAGUAUAAUUUAUUGAUUCAUUAACAUAACUAUAACGACUAACGCGAAUAGAUCAACUAUUUACAUAAACCUAUUGGCUAUUGUCAACCAAGUAAACAACAAUAUUAUACCAAGACGUAUAUCCUGCCAUGUCCUGCAAAACGUCGUGUAAAAUAAACGUUUAGCAUAUAUUACGCAGUUCGAUUAGGCCGUUGAAUCGAUAGAAAAAAAAUGCAGCGGCGUCAACUGCCGGGAAUAAGUGCGAACGUCACAGCCGGCACGGCGAAGGAACACGCGAGUGGGACGUCAUCGCGGCUCGCCAAAGUCGGCGCGGCGUUGCUGUACGCGGCCGCGUCCACGGCGAUCACGAUCGUCAACAAGUCCGUGUUGACCGGUUACGGGUUCCCGUCGUACAGGUUCCUGGCCGCGUGCCAGAUGCUCGCCACGGUCGUCGCCCUGUGCGCGGCCAAGCGGCUGGGCCGGGUCAGGUUCCCGGACGUCGGCUGGCGCGCGUUCGCCGACGUGUUUCCGAUGCCGCUCGUCCACCUGGGCAACGUGCAACUGGGCCUGGCCGGCACCAAGCAGCUGAGCCUGCCCACGUUCACCGUGCUCCGGCGCCUGGCCAUACCGAUGACCAUGUCGGCCGAACACUACCUGUUGCGCGUCGCGGCCGACCGGUCCGUCAAGACGUCCGUGGCCAUGAUGGUGGCCGGCGCCGUGGUCGCGGCCGGCGGCGACGUCCGGCUGAACGCGGGCGGGUGCGCGUCCGUGUUGUUCAACGAUCUGCUGACGGCCGCCAACGGUGUGUUCUCCAAGAGGAUGCUGAACGCCAAAACGGAAAUGGGCAAGUGUGGCCUGUUGUACUAUUCGUCGCUGUUCGUGUUGCCACUCGCCCUGGCCCACUUGUAUUUUUCGGACGAUCUACAUCACGUUUACAAAUUCAAUUAUUGGUCACAUCCAGCAUUUUUAAUACAAAUGUUCGUUUCAUCUAUAAUGGGCUUCGUGUUAAAUUACACUACGAUGUUGUGCAUUCAGUACAAUUCGGCCCUGACGACGACAAUAAUUGGAUGUCUUAAAAAUAUAAUUGUCACUUAUGCUGGCAUGUUUAUUGGUGGUGAUUAUGUGUAUACGUUCUAUAACUUUAUUGGUAUCAAUAUUAGUAUUAUCGGUAGUCUAUUUUACACCUAUAUAACGUUUAGAACGCCUAAUGCCUAAAUACUGAUGAACUUGAUGAAGUAUAACAUUUAAUAGGUACCUAAUACCUAUACUAAUUA
Aphis gossypii (cotton aphid) is the source of this 1412-nucleotide messenger RNA. Its product is annotated as UDP-sugar transporter UST74c-like. The transcript is spliced from 4 exons. Gene Ontology annotation, molecular function: antiporter activity; GDP-fucose transmembrane transporter activity. Gene Ontology annotation, cellular component: Golgi apparatus. The record is from RefSeq and is a predicted model, not a curated record. NCBI's taxonomy places the organism in Eukaryota, Metazoa, Arthropoda, Insecta, Hemiptera, Aphididae. The coding region runs from base 370 to 1353 and encodes 327 amino acids.